CCUUGCUGACUCAGAGUGACAAAAGGAUCGGCGGACUACUUUGCGUGGAAGUAGUUCCGGAAUCCCCGACCGGCGCCAUUUCACAGUUAGACGAAGGGAGGCCGGAGCAGGACCAGGUAUCACCGACCUUCGUGACUGACAUGGCGACAUCUGUGGGCAACGUGGCUGAUAGCACAGGUAGGAGAUCCCACUGCUUUCACAGGAAGCCGGGGGCCGAGGAUGGACAGGCUCGGGCGGCCUCCAUGGGGGUCACACAUCCCCCCCAACACCACCACCGUGCAGCCCCCCCAACCCCCACCCAACACCACCACCGUGCAGCCCCCCAACCCCCACCCAACACCACCACCACCGUGAAACCUCCCCCACCACCGUGCAGCCCCCAGCCCCCACCGUGCAGCCUGCAGCCCACCUCCCCACCACCGUGCAGCCCCCAACAACCCCCACCCUGCAGCCCCCCCACCCCACCAUGCACCCCCAUCCCCACCACCGUGCAGCCCCCAACCCCACCCAACACCACCACCACCGUGAAACCCCCCACCACCGUGCAGCCCCAACAACCCCCACCGUGCAGCCCUGCAGCCCCCAACCCCACCAUGCAGCCCCCAUCCCCACCACCGUGCAGCCCCAACCCCCACCCCACACCACCACCACCCGUGAGACCUCCCCCACCACCGUGCAGCCCUGCAGCCCCAACAACACCAUGCAGCCCCCAUCCCCCACCACCGUGCAGCCCCAACCCCCACCGUGCAGCCCUGCAGCCCCAACCCACCAUGCAGCCCCCAUCCCCACCACCGUGCAGCCCCCAACCUCCCCACUGUGCAGCCCCAACAAUCCCCACCGUGCAGCCCCCCCCCACCCCCAGGGUCCUUUUUAUUACAGAGAUACAAGCUCCACCAUGUUUUGCUGCACACAACACUGCCUCGUGGGCAGCAGAGGCAUUACCAGCUCACUGUAUGCAGCAUUCAUAUGCUGCAGGUCAUGGCUACCAGCAUAGCUCGAGUUAAUGGUUACUAAACACAAAAUGUAGUAGUUAUGGUCCCUCUUUGUUCUCCUUCCUGCCUGGACCAUAGACAUUGUAUGGCAGCACCUUCCCUGUGUUGAUAUGAUUAUUUAUAAAGAUUUCUGUCUGUCUGUGCCUGGGGUAUCUGUCCAUUAGGCCAGGUGUGAGGAUGUCCCUGCUGUUACACAGGUUUGUAUGUGAAAUGGUCAUUGUCCAUCAUGUAGGCCUGGAAUGUACUGUCAUGGACAUGUUAUUGUGGCCAUGAGAAGAUGGAGGUUACCAUGUGGCUAGUGUGGCCAGUUGCACAAUGGCUUCCUGGACCCCUAUCAACCCUACAUCCUGAGGGUCCAAAACCAUCCAUGUCUUAACAGAAAGAAGAUUGCCUGUGUUUUAAUUUAUAAUACAAACCAUUUCCUUCCUCACCAUAUGAGUGUCUGUCUGUAUGCUGCUAGCCAGCAUUUGUCAUGGGCUCCCCACCAGCCCAGGAAAAUGGUGGAUCUGACCGAGCUACAUGGGCUACUUGUGAAAGAGUCAGUUGAGGUUUGGGACAUCAUCAUGGGGAGUCCUCUGCAAUAGUCUCUAUCGCAUUCCAAUUGUUUCAGUUAUCUGUAGUGGUGGGUUUGCUCUGACAGUAAGUAUGCAGGGUUUUAUAAUGCGUGUUCUUUCCAUGGACAGAAGCCAGGGGUAGGCAACUUGGUCCAGAUGAUGUGGACUAGAUUUCCCCUGAUGCUUUGCCAGCAUUAUGGCUGUAAGAGCAUUCUGGGAGAUGUAGUACACAACAUCCGGAGUGCCGAAGGUUGUUUACACCUGCCCUAGGCUUUAGCUGAGAUUACCUGGUGGUUAUUUCCCUGUAGAUAAUGGCAGCCUAAGUCCGCUGGAGAGCCAAAGGUUAGCUAUUUCUGAUACUCUUCAAUAACCACAAGGCGUUGUCUUACGUCAGUGCUUUUUGAGCCAUUGUGUAGCUUUACUGAUAUAUUAUCUUUGUUGACAAAAUGGAUACUGUGUGCUUCAGUACUCAUGAGUUUUGAAAGAUGGUCUAUUGAAUUAAACUCUAACAUUGUAUCAUAAAUGUAUCUGCCAUAAAGUAAGACAAUGUUACCAGUAAUCAAGAAACCUGCAUGAUUACAUAUAUUAUUUUAUCCCUGGGAAGCAGCAAACCAUUCAAUGUAUUGAAAGACAUAUGUUGGGCCCUAGCCAUCACAACAUGUAUUGUGUGAUAGAUGUUCACAGAAACUCCCAACAAUUUUGCAUGCUGUGGGGUUGUUGGAUAGAUUGUCUUUUAACAUCCUUAUUGUUCUACAGAGCCUUAAAUGUACAUUUGUUGAUCGGUGUACCAUCCAUUUUUAAUGCAAUAUUGUUAGCAGUUCAGGACUUGAAACUAUGAAGUGUGUGUAAUAGUCCUUGCACACAAGCUGAAUAUCUUUUUAUCGCCAGGUGCUUGGCCAAGGCCGUAGAUACCAAAUAACAAAAAUCGAUGGCUGCACUCAUGGUCUUCAAAGUAAAAAUACCAAGCUUUAUUUAGUAAUCAGUGGAUUGUUUUUACAAAUGUUGAAAUAAAGCUUGGAAUUUUUACUUUGAAGACCGUGAGUUCAGCCAUCUAUUUUUGCUGUGUGUAUAUGUGUGUGUGUGUGUGUAUAUGUGUGUGUGUGUGUGUGUAUAUAUAUAUGUGUAUGUAUAUGUGUGUAUAUAUAUAUAUAUAUAUAUAUUACAUAUAGUUAAUACAAUGCUAAACAAAAAUCUGCACACCAGUCAAGCCAUAAGACUUGCUUUUCCCACAGAAAUCCCCAAUCAGCAGUGAUGUUACAACCGCAAAGGAUUCUGGGUGGGCAUAUGCAAAUUAGUUUAACAAAGAAUCACAUUUUUGCCUCAUUCCAUUUUAAACAUGGAUUCCUUUUAAUUUGUGUUUGCAGUAUACAACUGCUUGGAACACAAUUUAGGAUAAGAUGCAAAACCAGUGAACCAAUCAUGGACAGCUGUUUCGUUGUUAAUGCAACUCUUCAGCAUGAGGUUGGUUACUGGUUUGCUUAGCGAGGCUUGGUAGUGCUUGGGAAGCAAAAUCCAAAUAGGUUACUGAGCAUAACUACAUCAUGUGAGGAAAUUGAGGUCCGGGUGACAUGUUGACUAGGAUGGAGUUUAACAAUAUUUGCUUUUCUUUUUGCAUGCAGACAUUUGUCUUUAGGCUAUUUGGCUUAUUGAAACCACAUACUUCAGGUGGAAGGGGUUUUCAAUCACAAUUUUCCCCCACCAUAACCUAUUUGGAUUUUGAUAUAUAUAUAUAUAUAUAUAUAUAGAUAUAUGUAUGUAUGUAUGUAUGUGCCAGGCUUAUGAGAUGUAUGAUCAUAUAUUGUAAUUAAACCCGCAUUAUUUUUGCCUAGAUUUGAUGUUUUCUAAAGAGAAAAAACUAUUAAAACCUAUAAGCUUUUAAGUUGCAAUUUAGUGGAUGGGGGAGUGCGCUGGAUCUUGUAUGUUGUAUGAAUUGGCCCCAGCCGCACCCAUUUAUGCAUGUUGGUUCAUACACUGUUGUACGCUUGUGCAUGCGCGAGGAUACAGCACUGACCUGACUCCUAGCAGGUGAAGUGACCGGAACUGGGCACAGUCUCCCAGAAACAAGAUGGCCGUGGCCGCAAGGGGUACUGUCUGGUAGGUAUAAAUACCUUCCACAACACCCAUUGGUCACCACACUGUAAAGCGUAUAGGUCAGUUACAGGACUUUUCACAAAACCUGAAAAGACCUCCAAAAGUGACAGAUCUAAAUAUUUAAGCUUUGGGAAUAGAACAUAUGCUCUUCCCAAGACACCCUUGGUCUGGUUCUGGCCAUGUAUAGGCUCUAUGAGAUGUGUAGUUGUGACAGAUGGGUAGUGCUGAAUGUCUCAUUGAUCUUCAACUGCGCAAUACAGCUGGCCUGUAGAAAAUGGAUCUGAUGAACGAUGGCAGACAGUUGCAUAUCUAAUAUAACUGCAAUGUUGUAGAGCCUGAUAGCUAUUUUCCCCGUAUCAUCCGUCACACACAUUUCAGAUCUGAACAUAAAUGUUCAUGCGUAGUAAAGACAUCCUAAGUAAUUUUUAUCAAGGUAAUGAAUUGGCUAUGUCUUUGCUAGGUGUAGUAGUUGCAAAGCAAAUUUUUGUGUUCUAUUUUCGGCAAUCCGUUUAAUUUAAAAUCAACACUUCUUAAUGCUCCCUUCAUUUUUUUUUUUUUUGUGUAUGCACUCAAUUAAAAAAACAGAAAUCAGUAUAUUGAUUAAAUAAAACCGAGCUAAUAUCAGAAGCCUAUAUAUUUUUUACUAUAUGCCAAUAGGUACUACUAGAAAAAUGCACAUAUCGUCAUUUUUAAUGGGAGAGUGACUUGGUAUGUGAAACUGAGCAUAACUACAUCAUGUGAGGAAAUUGAGGUCCGGGUGACCUGUUGACUAGGAUGGAGUUUAACAAUAUUUGCUUUUCUUUUUGCAUGCAGACAUUUGUCUUUAGGCUAUUUGGCUUAUUGAAAUCACAGUUAUACAUAUUUGAUUGUCCCGUGCUUUUCUGUAUUCUCAUUAAAUAAUUAUACCUAUUAUACACUAGGUGGACACACUUUACACUACUGCUCUCCUGGUAUAAUUAGCACUUUUUUUAUUUAUUUUUUUUAUUUCCAUUGGUGGUCUGUAUUAUUAUAAAAACAAAAAAUAGAAAACGAAUCAAUGGGACAAAUUGUAAGAUCUUGACAACAAAGGUUAGGCAAGGCACCCUGUACUGUGACAGUACUAAUAUGUUGAAAUAUUCUAGUCAUGAUUUGUCAUAAAGAGGUUAUUACGCAACGGUCCUUCUAGUUGGACUAUAGCUGUUGACUAGUGAUGUGCCGAACGGUUCGCUGCGGACUCCAGUCAGCAGACACAUUCCAGCCAAUCAGCAGCAGACCAUCCCUCCCACCUCCUGGACAGCAUCCAUUUUGAAGCUGCAUUCUUAGUGAGCUGUCCAGGAGGUGACAGGGUCUGGGAGGGAGGGUCUGCUGCUGAUUGGCUGGAAUGUGUCUGCUGACUGGAGUCCGUGGCGAACCGUUCGGGACAUCACUACUGUUGACUCGCAGAAAAAUCUGGAAAGUGUCCUUUUCUAAAUGUGCAACUUUCAAAAUAUUGGAUAUUUGACGAAUAUUACCCUCGAAGGAAACAAAAAUGCAAGAGAGAGCUGUAUGCAUCCAAAAGACACCAUAAGUGCCAUAAACAGUACAGCGUGCUGUAAUGGUGUCAGGAGUUCCCUGGUGCUGUCCAGCCAUGAACUAGUUAGCUGUUUGACACUAACAUGUCUCUGCCAGGUGCCCAUGCUGCUUUUAGUUUGAACCAGAAUGUGUAAAGCAGAAGUUAUCACACCAGCUCAUUCCAAUGAACUUCCACUUUACCAUACCAUCUCAGACGAUGAGCAGUGCUGGCGCUUUUAGCAGUGACAGGUAAGUUUUUUUUUAAAAAAAAUUCUUCUUAAAUGGUUUGACCGAUAAUUGUUGGACAGCACCAGGAGUCUCCUGGGAACAUAAUAGCUGCAGCACAUUUUAUAGUGUCCCUUUAAUUGGUUUUGAUGUAGAUAGUAGAACCCUUGGCAACUAAGUAGUUUUUACAUGUUGCUAACAAUGUAAAUGUUGUGCAUAUACCAUGCAGACUGUUGUAUAACAGGGUUGCCUAGCUAGCUAAAUCAUUUCUUAAAUGAUUUUUUUUUAAAUUUUUUUUUUUUAAUAAAUAUCCUUUAUUCUGGCACAGCAGCCAUAUUGAGUUCAAUUCUACUGUUUUCUGGCCAACUGCUGCUCAGCGCAACUUGCCUGCUGAUGCAGGUUCAUACAGAGCAAUCACAGCAGGCGAUUUUAGUUGAGUAGCUUUCGAUUAGUUAGUCAUUAAAUUUCACUUAAUGUAGUAAAUGUUUAAAGGGACACUCCACUGCUCAAAUACAAAAUAAAUACAAAUCACUGUUUAGUAGAUAUGCCCCAAAUGAAAAUUUGCAUGCAUUUAAUUAUGUAAUUUUUCUUUUCUUUAGGGAUAUAUCUAAAAUUAGCUUGCAAAUCCUGUAGCUCUCUUGUCUGCUGCCUUUGCAAGCUCUGCCCUUCUAACCCCACCCAGACUUUGUGGCUGUCCUAUCAGACUUCCCAAUGCAGCUCAAUGAGAACACUUUAUAAGUAAAGUGCUCUGGGCAAUUUCUGCCUUUUGAGGUCAGCUGCAUUGAGCUAACAACCCAGGAAGCAACAUUAUCAAUUGACUGCUUAAAAGCCAUGGGGGUGUCAAUUUCUAUUGAAACCUGCGCUUUUUGCAAAAUGAAGAUGCCACUCUUCACACACACUGCUUUUCAGUUGUUUAGGAGUCUAGAGAGACCCUUUAAAAACAAGAAGUGAAACAUUAAAUGACCACUAUAGGCACCCAGACCACUUCAGCUCAAUGAAGUGGUCUGGGUGCCAGGUCCCUCUAGUUUUAACCCUGCAGCUGAAAACAUAGCAGUUUUAGAGGGAGGCCCUGAAGGGGUUGUAACUCCUUCAGCCCAGCAGGAGGAGGGCCCUGGGGGUGGGGGAGGACCAAAUGACCCAAUAGUGCCAGGAAAACGCGUUUGUUUUCCUGGCACCAUAGUGCUCCUUUAAGGACAGCUGUCCUUCAUGAAGUGAUCAAUUUCUGGAUGCCACCUAAAUCUAAUAUAAUAGUAUUUUCCACGGCGCUCCUUUAACACUCAGAUCCCUUUUGAGAAUGUUUUGUUCAGUUUGAUGAACAGGAGAACGUUUGUAUCACAAUAGAAAAUUUACUGUUUUGGGGCUUCUAAAUUGUUUCUUUGAUCAGAAUUGUGCAUGAUCCAUAAUUCAUUUAAAGUAACACUGUUUCUUUAGGAUUUUUACAUAUGUUGUUCCCUUGAUGACAUGUCUCCUUGUAUUGCAACUGCCAGAGGAAGAUAUACUUGCCUGAAGCUCUCCCUUGUGGUUGCUUCAUUGUCUUGGAUCCCCAGUAACUGUUGUACUCUUACACGGGUGGAAAUACAAAACCGAGAUCUCUGGAAAAUCCAGCACGAUGCCUUUUCCCCAUAGCCCUUGCUAAUGGUGGCUGCUGGAAAUGACAAGAUUGCCAACCUCUGCAUACUCCUAAGACAAAGCAGGAACUGCUUCAAUGAAAUUGCAACAUAGUGCAUAUAGUGUUACAUAAAUAUUCUAUCUUAAUUAAAGGGACACUCGGUGUCUCUUUAAUAAAGAAAAGGGAUGACAGCAUGUUCAUGGUGGCAGUGACAAAUUCAGGUAAGUAAAAAUCAUCUUAACCUGCGGUCACCAGACACCCAGAGGAGCAGUAACAGUCUGGGGUUUUAUGCAAAGACCCCCAGACGAUGCCAUCAUCUCUUUAAAGCAGCUCUGUCACUUAUAAGUAUUUAAAGAGACCCUAUAGUCACCAUAACAAUUAUCGUUCUGGUGAGUAUAGUCAGCCCCUCCAGGUCUUUUAACGGAAAAGACAGUGUUUACAUUACAACCCCGGGACACCUCUAGUGGCCAUUCAUCAGACGGAGGCAUGGAGAAUCUGAACUUUCCCCAUAGAGAUGCCUUGGGUCAGGAAUGCAUGUGUUCCUUUAAUGUUAAAGUCAGCCAUCCAAUAAAUAUAUUUCUAUUUUAAUUCCUCUUUUUACACUCUUGGUCUCUCUUUAAAUAGUCACCGUAUUUUAAUCCUCUAGUUUGCACAGAAUGUGUUUGAGAUCUAGAAAAUCAAUUUGCUGGUUUUUACUGGGCAGGCAUGUUUACUGGUAAGUUUAGUUGAUGUAGUCAUAUUGUUGUUGGGUUUUUUUUUUUUUUUUAACUGUAGUGUAUACUUGACCAGAGAUGAGCAACUCAUAAUUUAAAAUAUCCCUGCAUUUGCUGCAAAUUGCCACUGUAUGAAUUCUUCAAUGAGCUCUUGUUAAACAAAGUCACAUCCUAGCAUAUUGUCCCAAUAAAAUCUAUUCAAAAUAUCAAUUAACAGUGGAAAUCGUGUUUUCUUGCAAUUAUAAGAAGGGAGUUAAAUAUGAGGUGUAUGCUGUGCAAAUUGAAAUAGUUUUCAGUGCAAAACACCAAAAUCCAUUACAGUUGCUAAAAUAACUUGCUGGGUAUCCUAUGAUAUGUAGAAUACAUUCAGUAUCUGCACUGCCCAGGUUAGCAGUCACUGAUAUGUCAUGUUGCCACUAGAUUAUGACUUUCUUUCUUAGUUUCCAGGAUAACAUUCUGUUGAAGUAAAUAUCUUCUCUUUGGUAGCUGUUAAUAAUCGGCUGCUAAGUAGAACAUUUACAAACAGCAACACAUUGGUAAUGUCUGGUUGGUUUUUGUGGUUUUUUAUUUUUUAUUUUAUUUUUUCUUAAAAUUUUAUUUUAUAUAUUCUCCCCCCCCCUUUGUAUAUUAUUGAUUUCUACUUUUGGUCAUAUUUCAUUUCAUACUCUUUAGUUUUGCAUCAUUAUGUGUUUGCUUAAUUGCAUUUUGAUUCAUUUUAUUUAUUUUUUGGGGGUUUUCUUUUUCUUUAAGUUUUUCUGUCUAACUUUUGCCUCCCCCUGAAUGUUUUGAUAAUUCUCUAGAACCAACGAAACGUAUGCUUUCCUUCCAAGGGCUGGCAGAGUUGGCUCAUCGCGAGUAUCAGGCAGGAGACUUUGAGGCAGCUGAGAGGCAUUGCAUGCAGUUAUGGAGACAAGAGCCUGAUAAUACUGGCGUUCUGCUGCUUCUCUCAUCUAUUCACUUCCAAUGUCGCAGACUGGACAGGUAACUAAAUGCUCUAGUCAUUUCUUAUUAAAAUGUAUCUGUUUAACAGUUUUUAAAUAGUGCUCUUUUCCGGAUCGCUAUACAAUUUACGGAGAAAGAACAUUGGUAGUUAUAGAAACUGGAAAUAGACAUUGUAACUCAGUAAAAUAAAAACACAUCAUCAACUAAGUCCUCAGUGAAUACUUUUCUAGCAGUCUAGUUUUCUACCCCUUCCCUUACCACUUUUUUUUUUUUUUUUGUAAAUCUUUUUAUUAAGAUAUUUUCAAAAUGUAGAAAGCAGUUAGUUGGUAAACAGUGUGAAACUCACAGGUUUCUGUAGUUUAUAGGCACACAUUAUACAAUAUAAUGAGGUAUGCGGAUCUCCGCGCAACAUUCCCUAGCAGGUCCCCGAGCAAGGUGAAUAUGCUGUUCACACUUUGAAAGCAGUGUAGGUAUACGAUGGGGGGGAAACGGUAGUAUCAUACAGAAUAGAACGUCUGGAGCAGUCGGAUUACCUCACUUAACCAGAGUGUGCGUAAAGGGCAAACAGAAGUUGUGUCGGGACAGGUUGUUCUCAAAUGUCUAUGGCGGGAGCCACAUGACAAUGCGUUACCUGGUCGUUUGGGCAGGGAAUUGAAGCAAUUAUAGGAAAGGCGGGUCACUGGCUCCCGCUGGGUUCGGACCCGUAGUUCCGUUGUGGUGUCGCUAGGUAUAUCCUAGCACGCAGAAGUGGUGGGAGUAGUCUUAGUUCGUAGCUAGCAUAGGCUAUGGCCAGCGUCGUUACCAAUCCCGGCAGAGCCUGCAGUUCGCCAAUAUCCCGUAUUGCGAGUUACAUGUCGUUGUCAGUGACAAUGCAAUUGUCAGUGUUCCCUUACCUUCUGUGUCUCUAUUCCCCACUACCUCUAGCAUGUAAGCUCAUUGGGCAGGGCCCUCAACCCCUCUGUUCCGGUGAGUCCUACUAGUCUGGUUACAAUUAUGUGUCUGUUGGUCUACACGUUGUACAGCGCUGCGGAAUUUGUUGGUGCUUUUUGACACUACACAAAAGUAGAAGAAAACACUUACAAUCUAGAGCUAAAUUGUACAUUGAGACAAAAGGAAUACUUUUUUAGCAAUCAGUAUACUGUGUAUAGUAAGUUUGAGGAAGAUAGUCCAGAAGCAAUGUUCCGCAGUUACUAUGCAUUGAAGGUGGAGAAAAACCUACAUGUUACUUUAUUACUUUUUAGUCACAUAAACAAUCUUUUCACAACAUACAAAAUCCAGCGCAUUCACUCAGUCACCUAACCUAGGCAAAAAUAACAGGGUUUUAUUUACAGUAGAGAAAAAUCAUUUUACAGAGAAAAAAAACUAUUCUAUUACUCUCCUCAUUAGAGAAAAAAAUCUGCAUCAGUAUUGUAGUGAGAAAAAUUCUCUAAAGCCUGAUCACCAUCAGUAUAUAAUUCUACUGCUUUUAUAAUGAGUUGAUUUUGCAUUCUAAAAUGUUAUCUUUUUGGAAGUAUAAAACUUUUAUUAAGGGGACAUGUAGUACCCAAACCACUUCAUCUUAUUAAAGUAGCCUUGGUGCAGUGCCCCUCGGAGUUAGCUCUCGCAAUGUAAAACAUUUGUUUAAUUGCGGGGCUAAACUCAUCUCUAGUGGCCAUUAGACAGCCACUAGAUGGUUCUCCCUUAUUGAGAACCAAGUCACACUCAGUUCUUGAUGAUCAACGCUCUUACACAUUGCAAAACAGGUGGUUGCCUGGACGCUGGAAAAAAAGUAAGCAGUAAGGUUAUUUAGUUUACAUAUUCCUGAAAGGUAGGGCCCAGGGGCACUCUCAGGUAGGUAAGACUUGCCAGUAAGCGAAACAAAAAAAGAGAUACAUUUUGAACAAAGAAUGUAUUUUUCCCUUUAACGUAACAUUGUAUUUAACCAUAAUAUUUUGUUCAAUUUUAUUAGGUCUGCCCAUUUUAGCACAUUGGCAAUUAAGCAGAACCCACUGCUUGCUGAAGCUUAUUCGAAUUUGGGAAAUGUCUAUAAAGAGCGCGGACAACUACAGGAAGCAAUUGAACAUUAUCGACAUGCUCUACGGCUGAAACCAGACUUUAUUGAUGGGUAUAUCAACCUUGCUGCGGCAUUGGUGGCAGCUGGUGAUAUGGAGGGCGCAGUGCAGGCUUAUGUGUCAGCUCUUCAGUACAAUCCGGUAAGUUAGAAACUGCUGCUACGCAGUUAAUUAAAUUUUGUUGCUCCUGUUCUUGGAACAGUAUGGUAGAGGCAAAUAAUUAAAGGGACACUAUAGGCACCAAGAAACAGUUUUUUUGUAUAGAUUAUUGAAGCAGUUAUGGUAUAUAGAUUGUUCCCCUGUUGUCUCACUGCUCAAUUCUCUGCCAUUUAGGAAUUAAAUCACUUUGCUUUUUUAGCCCAAGUCACACCUCCCAGCAAGUCAAGUGUACAGAAUUCCUAAACACGUCCUGUAAAGUGAGAUAUAAUGAAAACACUUCCAUUAUUGCAAAUAGUGUUUUUUAAUUUAGAAUGUAUUAUCUCUUGCCCUGUUAGUUUACUAGACCCUGCAGGUGCCCCCUUGCAAGUAAUUAAAGAUCAGUUGACAGAGAAGGGGAUAAAACUGUCUAAAAUAAGUUAAGAUCCAAUUGAAAAUGCAUUUUUAAAAUUAAUUUAUUUUCCCAAUUCAAACUGUGAGUCAUAGCCAAGGGACAUGUGGCUAGCGCUUGAUAAACCGAAACCAAAUAUAAUUUAUUUUGGUCUUGCAUUGUCACAACAGCUGAUGCAGAUAGUUCAGUAAACAUAGAGAAACAGUGGUAUGGCAUACAACAUUGUACAUUUUUGUGAAAUCAUACAGAUUACAUAAGAAAAGAAACAAGCUCUCUGCACAGUUUUAAAGUAACAUCAUGCUAGGCUAGCGUGACUAAGAGGUCGUCCACAGGAAAUAUACAUGCUUAAUAUCAGUGUCUAGACAGGCAAGGGCAUAAAAUUAAUGCUCAGCGUUGGGUAUACUCAACUAGACAAAGAGCAGGUAGUUAACUAUGAAACUGUGAAGUCUGCUAGACAUGUAAGAGGUAUAAGAGAGAGUGUGUGUAGGUAAGUGUAUGUUUAAACAUGCUGGCCUAACUAAUAAAAAAAACAGGCUACAGUAAAAUGGCUCUGGCUUGUUAGUAAGAGGAACCAUAUUGGUCAAAACAGAAGCAUGAGUACGCACUUAGAGGGUGGCAGAGGAGAAAAGUUGUAACAGCACUCACCUCCCGCAACAGCUUAUCAUGCUGUCACCCUACAUGAAACCAAAGUUAUCUAGCUCCUAAAUGGCAGAGAAUCGAGCAGUGAGACUGCAGGGGCUGUUCUAUCCACCAAAACUACUUACUUAAAGCUGUUUUAGUGACUAUAAUGUCCCUAUUAGUUUAGUAACUAAAAAAUAUUCAUGUAAUUUGAGAAAAGUGACACAACCUGUGCAUUACUACUACAUGAAGAUGUAAUGAUUAAUGGUGCUUAGUUUUCCAGUUCUCCAUCAGUUACUAAUAUUUUGAUUCUGAAAAGUAAUUGUAGUAUUUGAAUCUUGAAAUAUUUGUGCUUGGUCAAAAGGCGGAGUAUGCGGCUGGCAGCUCAAAAAGAUGGGAACCAGAAAUAUUUAAAAUGCAAACAUUAACCCAGCUGUUCAUAUUUGUAAACAAUUUUGCCAGCUUUAUGAACAGAUCCAGAAUACUGGUCUUCCAGAAUUAUCCAUGACAUAUAUUACAUUUGAGGUAUAGAUUACAUUUUUCCAGAUAUGCUUUCAGUUAGUUUUUAAAUUAUGGAUUUGUAAGAGUCUGAAUGCACUGCUAAUUACCUUUCCAUUCUGGUAUCACUGACUUAUUUUAAGGUAUUGGAAGUGUGGUUUUAUUACAGUUAUCAUGUGAUUGAUGGAGUAUUGCUGAGUAAGUGGAUGGCUUAAUAUCAAUGUUAUUUUCUCCCCCCCCAAUAGGAUUUGUACUGUGUUCGUAGUGACCUGGGUAACCUGCUUAAAGCCCUAGGUCGCUUAGAAGAAGCAAAGGUAGGCAUUCAGUAUCAUGGUGUUUAACUAUUGUUGCCAGUCUCAAAACACUGUCUGCAGCUCUGCUAAAGAUAGUAUUACACAUUGACUUGUUUACAGCAGUGUGUUUAAAGGAAUGAUGCUGUAAAAUGAAAAAGCAUGACCGAGGAGUCUAGUGUUGGAGUGUGCAGCCUCUCCAAACAGUGAGGAGCUGUCCAGCCAGUUAAAAGUUCUAAAGGUGGUACUUAAUUCUGUCCUCUAUCUAAAUAAAACCAUUCUGAUUUGGUCUUAGCCCAACAGAUCAUCUUGGCUGAUGAGCUUAAGGGGCACUGCAAACUCAACCAAAGUGCCUACUUUGGUUUAACUCCUCUGUUACCCCCAGUAAAUGUAUCUUUUCCAUGGAAGAAAGGCUGAUACACAUCACACACCUGAUUUGUAAACCUUGCUUGAUGUCUCAAGUGGACUCCAAAACUUUCCUAGAAAAGGACAGAAGCUGGUUUGUUUUAAGAAAAUGGACUGAUGGAAAGAAAACAAUGAGAUAUAAAGGUGGCUUCUAGCAGUUAGCUCCUGUGAACCCAGAAUUUUAAAAAAACAAAAAAAACAAAAAACUUUUCUUUCUUUUUUCUUUCUUUUUUCUUUCUUUUUUUUUAAUUACAGUACUUACAGCUUUGCACCCGUUUGUAAAGUGUAAUUGUUUAAAAACAUUUGUCUUGUUACAAGCCACCUUAUGCGUCUGCGCUGCUAGGGAUAAGAGUUGGGAGAAAUUAGAGGAUGGCUGUGAAUCCCCUCUGUUUCUCUAUAACUCGCGCGCAUGCACUGCAUGGAGUGUGAAAGCAGACUAGCUGUCCAUUUGUCAUGAGUCCCAACGGGAGUGGUCUGGUUUGAUUGAUAUUGGGUUGGGUUCUAAAAUUCAGAUACUGGUAUCUGAAGGGGACUAUUGAGAAAAGUACAUAGAAUCUAUUUGGGAGAUGUUUUUAUUUUUUUCUGCGACUGGUUCUCGUCAAGUCAUGUGGACAUCUAAUGCCUGUUACACUUCACCGCUGCUUCAGCGUCACUGGCAUAGGAUACAGUCUGCGCCCGCGUAGGAUGCUGAUUUCUUUAUUUCAGAGAUCUGGAGACAACUAGUUUGAGAGUCUUUUCUUUGGCGAGGACUUGCUGAAACAAGACAAGAACAUUAAACAAAACAUGAUAUAUUUCUUUAUAAUCAGUGCAUUUACAAUAUCAAGCCAGCUGUUUCCUUGAAAUUGAAAGCAAAAUUUACACACUAAACUAACCUUAAAGCCUUUCUUCCAGCCAUGCACUGUGCCACCACCACCACCACCCCAAACCUCCUGCAUGACGAACAUAUAAUGACAGCAAGCUUGACAUGUCCUUGUCUAAAUCAUAGAGCAUAUCCAAAAACAUUUCACUUGCUUUGUUGAGAUCUUUUACUAAUGAUCUUGUUUUAUUUUCUCUCUUGUUUUUGGUUUUUUACCACUGAUAUUGUAUUUAGAAGGUUUCAGGUGGGUGAAAACUGCUAUGCCAUACGUAAGGUGCCUCGCUGAAGGGAGCUCGAGGCCUGGAUCUAGGCAGACAUGCACCUCCUCCUCUUCCAGCAAAGAACGCACCGAAAAGUCACAUGAGAAAUAUGGUAACGGGUUUGUAACUGCCACAACAAAACCAUUUGCUCCAUGCCUGAAUCCUUCUGUCUUGUGGCUUCAAAAACCGCUUAAAAUACUUUUAUUUAAGAGCAAAAAUAAAAAGUAUAUUCCAUUAGCCACAAUUCUUUAAAGGAGUAAAUAUAUUGUUAAGAUUUGGAGCUAGAUUAGUUGUAAGCUUCUAACUCUUCAAGAUGUUCAUUAUUUUUUAUUUGAUUUUUUUUUUUUUAUUUGAUUUUUCUUCUUCUUUGUUUGGACUGAAUCGUUCUGCUCCUCAUCACGCGCUGUGAACCUGCAGUAACGCAAAGGCUGCGCUGCGUAUUGCGCUUUGCGUGUGUAAAGCGAAACUUUGUGGACAGCCAACUUGAUUGUUAGCUGUAGCUUUAAGACAUGUGGGGUUUUUAGCUUAUGGUUGGGGAUACUCAUUUAAGAAUCAUGUCUCUAGGUGAAAGUUUAUUUUUUUUUGUGAGUUGGCAAAUCAGGUUGGCUGUUGACUCUAUUGCCAGCGUCAAUGCGUGCGCAGCGAUAGCGUAGUGUUGCUAAAAAGCAUGGCGUUGCUGGCGAUUCUUGCGCCUGCUUUACAGGGACCCUAACCUGUGUGUAGUCAUGCCAUUUUCGGUUUUUAUGCUGGCUCCAGGCUUGUCAUUAGAAGAUCAGUGGAACAAAAUUUAAAUGGUGGGGUGAUAGACUUUUUAUUUAACACUGUCCAGCUGCAAAUUACAUCCAUUGUAAGUAUGUACACUGGAGAAGAUAGCUUAAUUUAUAAUUCAUAAAUCAAAUUAAACAUCUGUCAGCUUAACUUAAAAAUGAUGACUUGCAUAUAGGUUUGGGUUUGCGCUCGCGUAGGAUUCAUCGACUUGCGCAAUAUGUGAAGCGCUUGCGAGCCUAUGCUGCAGGUUCACUUUUUCCUGUUUAGAGACUGGAUUCUGACAUUUAUUCUCCUUGUUUUGUUUUGAAACCCCACCCCUUUCUUCCCUAUUCCCAUUCCUUUACUUGAACCCUUUUAAGGCUUGCUACUUGAAAGCAAUUGAAACACAACCAAAUUUUGCCGUUGCAUGGAGUAAUCUUGGAUGCGUAUUUAAUGCACAAGGAGAGAUCUGGCUAGCAAUUCAUCACUUUGAAAAGGUACAUCCGUUAAUAUAUUGGCACAAAUAAACUUUUGCUUGUAGUCUUUGUCUUAUUCUCGAUUUUACAGAACACCAAGUGCUUAAUUUAAAGAAGUCCACUUACGCCUGAUACUUAUUUAAAACUAGAGAUGUAUUGUUUUAUUACUAUGACAUAAUGUCAUGCACUUUUGCGCUUUGGAAGAUUUUGCUGUUUGGAGUCCCUUUGGACUAGGUGGGUGCUCCAAAUAUGCCAAAAAGUUUCAGCAGUAAAGAUCCACAGAGCAAAUGGUGUCUAAUAUACAGGUUUAUGUUUGCAAAGACACAAAUAUGGGAUUUUUAUAAAUGUGAGAUUUGUCAUUAUUGAUUUUAAUCUUUAUUUGCAUAGACUGCAAAUGGCAAGAAAGCUAACUUAUUUCAUUAAAACACAUUGGAGCAGAUUUCUUGCCCAUUCUUUGUAAUUAGAGACAAGCCAGGGAAUCUGUUUUUGUAUAAUUUUAUUUCAAAUUUCUCCUAUUGGAUUGCAUGUUUUUGGUAAGCCACAUUUGCUACUGCACAAAUUCCCACUAGUUGUGUUUACUAUAUCUCCUUGGUAUAGCAAAGCCACUGGCCAUUACCCAUGUAUACCAUUUGAAAGAGGUUUGUGAAGUUUCCAGGUCUAAAUUAAAAACAUGCCCAUUAGUGAUGUCCCGAACGGUUCGCCGCGGACUCAUCAUUGAGUAAACUUUGACCCUGUACAUCAGUCGUCAGACACAUUCCAGCCAAUCAGCAGCAGACCCUCCCUCCCAGGCCCUCCCAACUCCUGGACAGCAUCCAUUUUGAAGCUGCAUUCUUAGUGAGCUGUCCAGGGGGAGGGAGGGUCUGCUGCUGAUUGGCUGGAAUGUGUCUGCUGACUGUGAGGUACAGGGUCAAAGUUUACUCAAUGAUGAGUCCGCAGCGAACCGUUCGCGACCUCACUAAUGCCCAUUUCACUUUCAAAUCUUGGAAUUUGUAUAAUGCCUAAGUUUGUUUGUUUUUUUUCUAAAUACUUGGCUCUAAUGCUUUCCUUGUGUUAAUUUGUUUUGUAGGCUGUAACACUUGAUCCAAAUUUUCUAGAUGCUUAUAUCAAUUUAGGAAAUGUUCUAAAGGAGGCUCGCAUAUUUGACAGGUAACAUAAAUUGUCAUUUGUCAAAACCUUCGAUAAAUCUCUCUACCUGAAUCUUAUACUGUACAGAGGCAUUUAUUGCAAAGUGUUUGCUAUUCAAGAACUGCAUGUUUUUGGUUUUGUUUUUUUUAAGUUAAUCUAUUAUGUGCAGUUUGCUUUCCAAAUUUGUAUUUAUGUAUAUUAAGUUUGUGGCAAUAGGUUAGACAACUCCUAUAUAUCCCAGUCUAAACAAAUCGCUGCACGAAGGGGUUCAAUGUACAAGCUUUAUGGUCACACUUGUGCUAACAGCUGUUUUUGAGAACAUGGCAAUGCUAAAAAUCCAUCUUCUGCCGGCUACUCCUGUGCAUGCAUUAAAAUUGUAAUUGGGUUUAUUUGACAUUUCAUAUUUUUGUUUAAUCAGAACACCUAUGUGCAAUUUCUAUAACACAUUAGUGGCUAGCCUUCUUUAACCCCUUAAGGACCAAACUUCUGGAAUAAAAGGGAAUCAUGACAUGUCACACAUGUCAUGUGUCCUUAAGGGGUUAAACAGCUAUACCAGUGCAAACUCCUAUGCAAAUACUUUGCAACACUGUUGACAAAGUCUGUUUCUCUCAGCACGUUUAUUACUAUUCCUUAUUAAAUAUUAAAGCAUGACCCUAUCUUUUACCAUGCUUGGUUAAUGUUAACCUGUCUGAUGCUAACAUGCUGUGGUGUUACUCUUUCUUUCAUUGACUUUGCAACUGUUGGAAUGUAAAUACUAUAUAUAAAAAAAAAACCUGUAAUUUCAGAUAAAAUCUUUGAGAAAUUUGUAUGUUUCAUAUUUAUUGAAUUUCCAGUGCAGUUAAAACAUAUUCACAUAAGACAAGGCAUCAAAUGACACGAUGUCUAACAAUGGCUAACAAGUUCAAGCAUUCUGUACAUUCCCACUUCCUGCCUUACAAUGUGUACUAGUUAAAUACGAAUACAUACUCUCACCUGUGCCAGUAAUUAGAGAGGAGGAAGGUUGUGCUCUGGAGAGAUUUAAGUCCCUCCUUCUGUCUUCACAUGCCACCAGACAAGCAGAUAUGUUACCUAGGAGAAAAAUAUACAGACCCCCAAUAUGUUGUCAGCACUUUUAGAAUUAUAAAUAUUUGUUGCAAAUUAUUUUAUUUUGCAGUGUGAGAAAGCAUUAGUUUAGCUAAACAGUGCUGCAUCCUAUGCCUUGAUUUUUAUAGGCGCUUGGCUGUAUGUUUCCAGAUCCUAGCUGGGAAAAUAAAAUGAAAACCAAUCUAAAAGUGGUAGAAGUUCAGAUAAGCGUGCAUUAUAUUUUGCCUCUGUAACACUUGUUCAUCAUACUUUGCUUUCCAGAGCGGUAGCGGCUUAUUUACGCGCUCUUAGUCUGAGUCCAAAUCAUGCUGUGGUGCAUGGAAACUUGGCUUGUGUGUACUAUGAGCAGGGGCUCAUUGAUCUUGCAAUCGACACGUACCGACGGGCUAUUGAACUGCAACCUCACUUCCCUGAUGCUUACUGUAACCUUGCCAACGCACUCAAAGAAAAAGGCAGUGUAAGCAUAAAACCGCAUGCAGAUACAAUUUUAUUUUUUUUCUCCACAAGGAUUCAAAAUGUUAAAUGAAAAUUCUGAAAUAUAUGAUCUAGAAUUCAAUGUAUUUUAUUUUUUUAAACAAACUACAUAUAGACUGCUUGCUGCACAGUCUCUUCCUCAUGACCUUUUUAAAAAAUUUUUUUAGUACUUUGGGACCUUUAACUGUUUUAUUGUGGCAGCAUGGAAUACCAUUUGCAAAAUUAGACAAUCCAGCGUAUUCAAAAUGGGGGUAUUUCCAGUCUUUUUUUUUUUUUUUUUGUAGCUAUUUAGUCACAAACCCUGGGCAAAAUCAUUGUUCAUAUUUGUUUUUGCAUUUUUCACACAAAUACUGCACAUUCACUGAUAUCAUUGUCUUUAUACAUUGUACUGCUCUAAAACACUCAAUUGUUAUGGUGUGCUAUGCCACCCUGUGUUAAUGGGCUCCUUUUAUAUGACUGCGUAGCAUGCUUUAAUGUUGGGAAGGGGUUACGAAAAGUGAACUUCACAGGAUGUGUUCAAGAGUGUGUAUAUUUACACUACAUUUAUGUGGUUGGAUCACUGUGAAGCAUUGAUUAAAGGGAUUCUCAGUGUCCCAUACCGAACUCCAUUCGUUGCUGACCUGCUUUUACUGAUAUAUUCUUCUCUGGGAGUAACCAAAUGAAAUAGAUUUUCGAUAAAAGAGAACUUUUUACUAAUCCUGUGAAAGGUUCAUCUUAUGCUGCUCAGAUAAGUGCCAAGUGAUUGCCAAUGUAUUUUAUUUACUUGCUAUACGGCCCCUUUUAAUAUUUUUUUCUUCUGUUAUGAAGGUGGUUGAUGCAGAGGAAUGUUACAAUACAGCUCUAAGACUCUGCCCUACACAUGCGGAUUCCCUCAAUAAUCUGGCAAACAUCAAGCGGGAACAAGGAAACAUAGAGGAAGCAGUCCGUUUGUAUCGGAAAGCCCUGGAGGUAAUUAUCUUUGUUUUUUGACAUACAUUUUGUUUUUAGUUUGGAUCUGUUUUUAAGAGUUAUCUUCUUCUUAGGUUUUCCCAGAGUUUGCUGCAGCUCAUUCAAACUUGGCCAGUGUUCUGCAACAACAAGGGAAGCUUCAAGAGGCUCUGAUGCACUACAAAGAAGCUAUACGGUAACCCUUCUGCUAUUCACAAAGGUGCUUGCAUGGAUUUUCUUAUUGCGAUGGCUCUUCAUAAUAUACAUUGUUUGUCUUUACAGAAUCAGUCCCACAUUUGCUGAUGCUUAUUCCAACAUGGGCAACACACUGAAGGAGAUGCAAGACGUCCAAGGUGCACUGCAGUGCUACACCAGAGCAAUUCAAAUUAAUCCAGCUUUUGCUGAUGCUCAUAGUAAUCUUGCUUCCAUUCACAAGGUAUUGGCAUUCUUGGUGACUUCACCCGAACAUUUCCCUUUUUUUACCUAGUUAGACUGGUCUUUGUCUGUAGUGGUGGCCAUAUGUACCAUUUCCCAUUUGUGAUUGAGGUUUCUUGACCUUCAUAGACUAUUUAACGGCUCUGGUAUUCCUGUUAUUUUUCCGUUUUUAUGUCCCCUGUAAUUCCAAGAGUAACUGGUAUUUCUAGGGUCAGCAUGUUAUAUGUGCUGACACCAGGUGCACAAAACUGAUAUUUCCAGCUAGUAAUAGACAUUCCAACUGGCUAUUUGUACACAGGUGUGUGUUUAUAAAAUGUGAAAUCUAAACUAAUUAUCAUUUGUCUGUGUACUUCUAAGGACUCAGGAAACAUCCCUGAAGCUAUCGCUUCAUACAGGACAGCUCUGAAACUGAAACCUGAUUUCCCUGAUGCUUAUUGCAACUUGGCUCAUUGCCUCCAGGUAACCUGUUUGUUUUAUUACUUUGAACUCUAGAUUAGAUGUCCUUUGAUAAUUGUAAAGUGUACAUUCAAGCAGUGCAUGUUCCAAUAUGCCCUUUAGAGCCAUUCUCUUCAUCUUUAUAUAAACCAUAUCACUGGAUGGGUAAUUGUAGAUCUGAUUGCAGGGGUACUAUAAGCACCCUACAAGCAGUUUACAGUGAUUAUUGUGCAAGGAGGUGGUUGCUAAAAUCUUAACUUUUAGAAAGUAUUACAUUUUUAUUUAUUGCAACUUUCUAUUACUCUGCUACCUCUCCGGCCUACCCACUAUCAUAUGGAAAGGGCUCCAUGUUUUCAUUAAAGUGUAUUGUGCAGGACUGUGUUGCUACAUAUGCUAGUCUGCUAUUGGCGCUUUGUUGUUUUUGGGAUAUCUCAUCCAGUUUGCAGUUUCAGAAUGUUAACUGGCAUUCCCUUCCUGUGGUUCAUUGAUGACUGGGAACACAACAAAAUGCUUUAAACUGAAACACAUUAGAAAUAAAUAAAAAAUUAGAAAAAAUAUAUAUUUUUAAUAUUGCCAAUAAGAAACCUGCUGUCUAGAGCAAUUUGUAAGUAUUCCAUCAUUUGAAGACUGUAACCAGUAGUCAGGCAAAUAGUGGAAUUUAGGUAAAACCAAAAUGCAUUAUAAAGCUCCAGAAGGAUUAGAUGUGGUAUAUACAGUGCAGAUAGUAAAUUUGACAUCAGUUCGUAAAACAUUUCGCAGUACAAAAAAUAUGUUGAAGUGUUAAUUAGAAUUACUAGUCUGCGACCAGCAAUGCAAAACGAUCUGAAAAACCUUCAGCACUCCAAAAAAAAAAAAAAAAAACUACGAUCAAACCCACUGCAAUGUAGCAGUUAAUAGUAAAAACAAAUGCUUCCAGAAUUGAAUUAAUGGCACGGACUGAUUUUCAGAAGCAUACCAUAUCAAAAUGUUAUUCCUUAUCUUUAUCUGUCCCAAAUAAAAACGAGUAUAUGUUGAAAUGGGAGGAAGAAUUGCAAUUCUCAUUAUAUUUAGCAGAGUGGCACAGAAUUGCAGAUAUAUUACAAGGUAUGACACUGCACAUCACAUAAUGAAAAUCAUUAUGAAAACCAUACAGAUACUGGUACUUGGUCCCAGUUAGAUUAAAAAAAAAUGUUUUCGGAUGCCUCAGAUUUAUGUUGGAGAGAUUGCGGCUAUGUAGGAACUAUCCCAUGGCUGGUGGAACUGUCCUAAAUUAAAGUGGUAUACGAAUGAUGUUUUGUCACCUCAUCAAUAACUACAUUAUCUAGUACAAUAGGUCUUUUCAAACUUCUAACUAAUGGUUUUUCUAAGGGGGAAAAAUUAUAUGUAAACGUACUCAUUGCAGUCAUUUCUGUAUUGCCAUGCUAUUGGAAAUUUUUUAGAAUUUUCCAGAUGAGCGACGAGAGGUCGUUGCCAUGGUAUUGGAGAUUAGAACUUACGAACUAACACUGCGACAAUCACACUUUAUAUUUGCUCAGAUGGGUCAGGUGUGGGAGUUCAAUAAAUAAAGAGUAAUUUAAUAAUUAGUAGACGGCAUAUUAACAACUAUCCAUUUAAGUAUUUAGAUAUGGGUCAAUGAUAUAUAUUCUUUUUAAAUUAUGUUCUGAAUGUAUGUAAGAAUAAUUAGGGUUGUGCACAUUCUGUAUGAUUUUUCCCUUCCCUAUUUUCCUUUAUGUCCUGUUACCUUUUUUUUUGCUUGCCUUUCCUUCGGUUGUGUCCCUUGAUUAUUGUACUGUAUUUUACACAUUUUGUUUCUAUAACUUAUAUGGUAGUGUUAAAAAUUUUAAAUUUUUCAAUUAAGUAUUUGAUAGAAAUGUGUUUUUAAUAAAAAAAAAAAAAAUGGUUCAAAAGUGCAAUGGAUCCAUUUUAAGCAAGACAUUGAUUUUGAUAAGAUAACAUCUGUUCUGUUAAUGACCUAUAUCAUUAACCAUGAAUUGUGGCUGUCUUCUGCCUGUGCAGAUUGUAUGUGAUUGGACGGAUUAUGAUGAACGAAUGAAGAAACUGGUCAGCAUUGUGGCCGACCAAUUAGAUAAGAAUAGGCUGCCCUCAGUGCACCCACACCACAGUAUGCUGUACCCACUGUCUCAUGCUUUCCGGAAAGCAAUUGCUGAAAGACAUGGAAACUUGUGUCUAGACAAGGUGAGUAUUCAAGUAAUAAACCAGGCAAAGCAGUGUAUCUUGGCUUAUGAGCUCAUAUGAAGAAAACUCUUAUCUCCUGUUCUGGUGUAAAUGAGUGUGUCAUGAACUUUAAGAAAAAAAAAAAGUCCUUAUUUAGCACAACUAAACACUAGACUUUAUUUUGAAUCUCUUUAACUUCCAGAUUAACGUUCUUCACAAACCACCAUAUGAACAUCCGAAGGACUUAAAAGUCAGCGACGGCCGACUAAGAGUGGGUUAUGUGAGUUCAGACUUUGGAAAUCAUCCCACGUCACAUCUCAUGCAGUCAAUACCUGGAAUGCACAAUUCAGAUAAAUUUGAGGUAAGUACUAACACCGCUUUCUCUUAUGUGGUUAUGUUUCUUAUGUGCAUGAUUAAAUUACUAAAGAAUAGGUUGCUUUGUUGUCAUUUCCUAUCUGGUUCUGCAGAGAGCAAUUCUGCUACUUAUUUCCCUCUGUGUUUUUGUUACUGAAUCCCUUUCAGUUCUGCAAUUUCUUUUGUAUAGUGAUGUCGUUGCUUUUGCAGGUUUUCUGUUAUGCACUGAGCCCUGACGAUGGAACCAAUUUCCGUGUGAAAGUAAUGGCGGAAGCAAAGCAUUUUGUUGACUUGUCCCAGGUGAGUUAUCCUCAAAAUUAAAUCUUUUAGAAAACCUAUAAUAUUCAAGUAAAGACUUGUUUCUAGUUUGUAGUUUUCCUAACCACAACAAAGUCUGAGAAAACAUCAAAUCUUUAGGAAGUACAACAAUGUGAGCAGCCAAGCACUUUAGAUUACUUUGUCUAUAAGAAACACCCAUGUUUCUUCCCCUUAUUCAGUGUCUCCCAUCUUUCCAAGUUUUUUUUUUUACUGUUCCUCUGACUCCUCAUACCUCCCCAGUAGGUUUCCUCUCUCAUGUGCAGCUUAUUCUAAGCUCAUUUCCCAUUAUGUCACACUUGUGGAAUGUAUUGGACAAAGCUUUUGCUUUUAUAUGGUCUUUCACUUGUACAGAUCCCUGCGUACAAAUAUGCCAAUAAUUGCUAAAAAAUUUAAUGUUCUGUAUUGCAGAACUUCACACCCCUCCACCUCUCCCUCUCCUCCCCCCCAACAUUUUCUUCUAAUUAGUGUGCAUUUCCUGUUCUAGAUUCCUUGUAAUGGAAAAGCAGCAGAUCGUAUCCACCAAGAUGGAAUCCACAUCCUAGUUAACAUGAAUGGCUACACCAAAGGGGCCAGGAAUGAAUUAUUUGCUCUCCGAGCAGCACCUAUUCAGGUAAAGGGGUUAGAUGGGAAUAUCUUCCAAGAGGAAGGAAAGAAUAAUUGAGGACGUUUAAUUCCACAUUAGUUUGUGGUGUGGUUGUUUACAGUUUUGAUCUGUUUAUAGAUUGAGCUGUAUUUAGUCCCUUAUGGUUUAUGUGCAUCCUGUCUUAGAGAACUAUGGGUUUCUCUUGUAUGUAGAUCAGUAACCCUGAGACCUUACCAUGCUCUAACUGUAUUUGUGUAAUGCCUUGUAAAUGACUGGUUCAUUAAAUCAUGACCCCCCUCCACUUUAAAAGGCUGUACAACGCUAGCGUUGUGGACUUAAGUUUGGACAUGGAGUCUGGUUGCAUUUGCGUCAGUACAAAUUCCUUAUGUAACAAUUGUAAAGUUCUUGCUGGCUACAAAGUUUUCUCGAUAACUUUUGCUUGACUGCAGGUGAGACAGUCAUAACAAAAGAACUACGAACUGAUCCCAUCUGUGACUAAGCUGGGUUUUUCUUAAAAUGAACAUAAUAAAUUAACUGGCCUAGGGAAACCUGUCUCUGAUCAAAGGACAGUGGCCAUAAGAAAACAAAAAUGUACAGAUGGUAAUUUUCUGUAUGCUGGUUCUUUACAACCAACUAAAAUGUUUAUCCGCUGUUGGUCUUAGCAUAAAUUCCUCUAUUUGUUUUACAGGCUAUGUGGCUGGGAUAUCCUGGAACAAGUGGUGCGCCAUUUAUGGACUACAUUAUAACUGACAAAGAGACUUCACCCAUUGAGGUUGCUGAACAAUAUUCUGAGAAAAUGGCUUACAUGCCCAAUACGUUUUUUAUUGGGGACCACGCGAACAUGUUCCCUCAUUUAAAGGUUUGUGUAAUAAAUAGGAAAUGUAUAAGUGGUUAGAAAUCUCACAAAGCUACAUAGACGCAUUUGUAAACUGAAUUUCUUCUUCCACAGAAAAAAGCGGUGAUAGAUUUCAAGUCCAAUGGUCAUAUUUACGACAAUAGAAUAGUACUCAAUGGAAUUGACUUGAAAGCUUUUCUAGAAACCUUGCCUGAUGUAAAAAUCGUUAAGGUAAGAAUGUAUUACGUGUUUGUUUUUUAAGGAAUUCCUGUGGAUGAACGGUGUGAAUGGUUGGCAGCUGGUGUACAGCAGAACGGCAAUUGCAGAGUAUGUAUCCUGCCGUCCAAUGCUUCUGUAAGAAGCAUUUUGGUGGCCAAGAGAUUAUCAAUAAUCUAAAAUGGCAGAACAAAAAUCUAGCCUUAUCAAUGCAUUUAUGUGUAGUGCUGCAUUGUUCCUGUAACCAAAACCGGCUACAGUGACAUUAUAUACAAAACAAAUUGAGAUACAGCCAACCUAUAAAGGAACAAAAAUAAAAUUAUAAAGUACAGCACUGCUUAGGUGAUAAAGUCCACUCACAAACAACUUCGUAGACAGGCAUAUAGGUAAAUCUCAAAUCCUCUUUUGAUUUCAACAGUAUGGAUCCUGAUGUCACACUAAAAAUAAAGUAUACAUAGGACUGAACUUCUCUAUUCCAUUAAAAAGUAUCUUAUUGCACUUGUAUUUAAAAAAAAAAAAAAACCACAGCAUAUCUUAAAUAACACCACGCAAUAUUCUGGACAACCGAUAUGUCCAUGCCCUACACGUUUCGUCACUGACUACAGAGGCUUCCAAUAAAUCUCUGCUCAGAUUGAAUACAACAAAAUGGAAUAGGGAAGUUCUACUUGCUUGAACCCGUCCCUUGUUGGCGCGUUCAUCUUCUAUCGGGUUCACUUCUGUGCAGAGGUACAGCAUUGAGGUCUAUGGAGGCUCCUGCCACAACGUUGUAAAGAAGAGUGAGACAUAAUUUCUACACACUGAUGUGAGAGAUGGAUAGUGUCAUACAGAAAAUUAUUACUUCAUGUUAUUGCUGCUAAAAAUGGUUCUACCAGCUAUUGAAUCAUAAGGUGUACUUGGUUUUUCACACAUGGCUCCUUUAUUUUAGCUUCAUUUUGUUAAAUCAUGACACUGUGCUAUAGGUCAUGUGUUGUUGUUGUUCAUCUGAAGCUGUAUUUAUCUAAUUUUAAGACCUGCUAAGGAACUGAUGAUUAUGUCCUGAUAUGUAAAACCAUAGAAUUCAAAGAGAAUGACUAUAGGUUGGCAUUAUCUGUUUUGUAUAUAAUAUUUGCUGUAUCAGAAGUGGAGAAUCUUGUGAGAAGUCAUUCUUUAUUUGUGCUACGUAUCCAGACUCCUAUGUCUAUUUGAUGUCAAGGGUUGUGCUGUAUAUGUAAAAUGUUAAGUCACAUUAUGCAAGAAAUGUAAGUUGUUAUUUCUAGCUGGGAACAUCCACACAUUCACUGCCUUUCUCUUUUUUUUGUUUAGCGAUUUUUGUAGUCGGAUAACCAGUACAAAAGAGUAAAGUACAUUAGGACACACCAUAAAACAGCUGUAGUUGACAAUGUUUUCCAAUCGUGAGGAUGUAAUCAUAUUAGGGAUUAUACAUGUCAUAUUUUGCAAUACAGUAUUAUGACAUUACAUUCAAAGCAUCCGUUAUUGUCUGAAUUGGACAGUAGGUCAAUAUUGAUCGUGUCUCAUUAAUACGGAAUGUUAGACUGCACAGUUCAUGGCCUUUCUUUUCUUCCCAUAGAUGAAGGGGCAAGAUAAUACAGAUGACAGCAACUCUGCACUUAACAUGCCUGUCAUUCCCAUGAAUACCAUAGCAGAGGCAGUCAUUGAAAUGAUAAACAGAGGACAAAUUCAGAUUACGAUCAAUGGAUUCAACAUAAGCAAUGGAUUGGCUACGACACAGGUAACCAUGUUUGCAGUCAUUGUAUCAUUCAUCCUUACUGAAUAUGUAUGAAUUUUCAGCUAUGUUUUAGAGAUACCUAAACUGGUUACUAAAUGAAAUCUCACCCCUCCCCAUGUUUUCCUGUCUACUUAUGCAACCUUGUGUGGUUCUGAUGUGUGUAAGGACGUAUACAAAUUAUACCAAGCAAACGACUCUAGUGACAUAUAUCAGGUCAAUAAAACGGUCAACAUGCUCUAUAUGUGCUGUUAUAUUGUAUGUAACCAUUGUCUCCUUUUUACAGAUAAACAACAAAGCAGCGACAGGAGAAGAAGUUCCUCGUACUAUAAUAGUUACAACACGCUCACAGUAUGGGCUUCCGGAGGAUGCUGUUGUAUAUUGCAACUUCAAUCAGCUUUACAAGAUUGACCCUCCCACGUUACAAAUGUGGGCAAAUGUAAGGGGGAAAAACAUUAUUUUAUUUGUGUAGAUGAAAGUGAUCCUCCAGCGCCUUGCUUAGUGGCCAUUGGUCGGUUCAUUUGCUUUGUCAAUGUGUAUUGCUAAGUUGAACAUGAAACAUUCCGGAUGAACGGUUUGUUUUCAUCUGCCUGUUUCUGGACUAGUAAAAUGGUAUUAAAGGGAUUCUAUAGUGUUGGGUAUACAAAGUUGUAUUCCACUCUAGUCUUCUUUCAGGUCCUUCUGUCCUUGAACCUUGUAUUUUACCAAAUCCCUUUUUUACACCUUUGCUUUGUCAUUUUAACACACCUGUUACCCAUGCCCACUGGUUUAAUAUACUCUGCGCUUGGAUCAGCCUCAUCACUGAAAAUUAGUUUAAGGGACUUCAGAAUGUUUAAACUUUCCUUAUGGUGAGGCUGUCCAGUGCACACUGUGCAAGGAGACUCUGCUUCCUAGUCAGUCAGCUCCACCAGAUCAAUUCAAGUUAGUGUUUUUUUGUUUUGUUUUUUUUUAAUCUUUCCUGCAUAAGUAACAAUACUGAUGUGGCUAAUACUUGUUCUCACUCAAGUUCUGGCAUGCAAGUGCUGAGAGCUGGAUCUUGUGUGGUGGACAUUGUUCCCUCCCUGGGCAGCAGAACAUGAAAUUCAGGGCUGUCAACGAUGGCGUGUGAAAAUCACACCUAGAUAUUUUCAGGAGCCCGAUUGGGACCCCAUUCUAGUGUCAUCUGUGGUCAAUUAUAGUAAAACUUUUUUUUUUAAACAAGAACCAUAAUGUUUACAUUUGUUGGUCUUUAAAAUUGUGUACUUGCCAAUAGGCUAAAUUAGGACAAUUUGGAGUCAUGUAGCAUUUCCUGUAUUUAUUUUGUUGUGUGCAGUUGCAGAUUGUGUAUGGUAUAUGUUCUAAUUAUUUUUAUUUAUUUUGAACAGAUUCUGAAGCGUGUUCCCAAUAGCGUCUUGUGGCUUCUCCGAUUCCCUGCGGUAGGAGAGCCAAAUAUUCAGCAGUAUGCCCAGAAUAUGGGACUUCCACAGUCCAGGAUCAUUUUCUCUCCUGUUGCUCCUAAAGAGGAGCAUGUCCGUAGAGGACAGUUAGCUGAUGUUUGUUUAGAUACGCCUCUAUGUAAUGGGCACACCACUGGCAUGGAUGUGCUCUGGGCAGGAACGCCCAUGGUCACUAUGCCAGGUAAGGAACCACCGGAAAGCUUAGUUGUGCUCAACAAAGGUUGUUCUUCAGGUAAAUUCACAGAUUUUUAUUUUUCAUAAAGUAUUUGUAUAAUAAACCACUUUAAAUUGUAAAAUCAUAUCACCUUGCUUGGGGCAGUGUAUAGAACAUGAAACAUGUAAUCUUUAUACUGUUCCAGCGGAAUUACUAGCAAAUGUAUAGAAAUGAACAAAUGUUACGUAUGUGUUUAGGGGCCACAAAGGCAUUUUCUCCUGCAAUGUUUAUAUUUUGUAGGAAACAAAUUAUUUGUAAAGCGCCAACAAAUUUCCCAGCACUGUACAGUAGGUGGACUAACAAACGUGUAGUUGCACCAAAACAAGUUGAACAUACAGGGACAGAAGGUUUUGUAGGAGCUCUGUUUCCUGGGAUUUUUAUUUUUUUUCCCCAAGCCCUUUUAAAGAGAGAACAUAUAGAAUUUCCACUCAUUUCACUGUGCUAUACAUUUGCUAGUUAAAUGUUCUUUUUGCUUUAGAUGUCUUGGUAGUGGAUCCUUAUAGUUAAACUAUAGGCAUUAAAUCAACUUUAGGUUAAUAAAGCAGUGUUGGUGUAUGGAUUAUGCUCCUGCACUCUGCGUAAUACACUGCUGUUUAGGAGUUAAAUCGCUAUUGUUUCUGGUUAUGCAGGCCUAGUCACACCUCCCCUGGCUGUGACUGACUUAGCAUGAUUGAACAAAUGGCUUAAUUUUCAAUCACAUGAUAACUUUGAACUUUACUCACACACAUAGAGCUCCUGCAUGACCUAGAAGGCUAUUAACAGUGCAGACGAUAAGAUUGGUGCCUAUAGUGUCCCUUUAAGGGACACUCAAAACACCAUAAUGCAGUUAAUUGAAGUGGUCAUGGUGACUGGAGCGUAUAAAUGCAAACCCCAAGGUGUGUGGGUUUUUUUUUUAAACAUAAAAUGAGUGGUGGGUUCAUAUGCCUUCAGGGUAACAAUCGGUGUUUGUUUGUGAGUACUAUACCAAGCUGUUCUCCAAUAUUCUAAUUACAAUUUAUCGUUGCUGCAGAAUACAGACAAAUUUGUUUGUAUUAGCUUGGUGUGACUAGAGCCCUAGUUUUUAUCUGACUGCUUAAAUGGUUUGUCCCGAUUCAGAGGGACAGCACACAAAAAAUCCUUCUUGCACCACAACCACUUCUAUAAACUGUUUAAUAUAUAAAUGUUUUAUGUAAAAAUGCACAAGAUAAGUUAAAUGUUUGUAAAAGUUCUUUUAAUUUUCUAGUAGGCUGUAAGAAAAUCAAUAGAAGCACCUUAUCAUCUAGUUAUUCAUAAUAGUCUCACUUACGUACUCAAUAAUAAUUGUAAAACACAAUUUAUUAAUAUACAAAUAAAAAUACCAUCUAUUAAAAAUAGUUAUUUAAGAAAAAAAAAACAUGCACAAAAGGAAAGAAAGUCCAGACCUUAUUUGAUAAUCUCGGCGUCCCGAGUCAACCAAAAAGCAUGCUGAAAAAUAUCAUUUUAAAAGUCCUCUUUGAUGUAUGAGUGCUGGCUUGUAUCGAUGGGAGUCAGACCCCUCCAAACGCAUUUCUCCGCUUCGGCGGCUUUCUCAAUGGAUGCGGUCUGCUUCGUUGUAUCCGUUUAUAUAGCAGUAGCCGGCUUGCUGUUUCCCGGCAAAAAAAAUAGAUGCUUACAGAAAUGUGCUAACAAUGUAAGCCUAAUUAGCUACAUAAGAGCACAAAUGAAAAACAUUACUCUGUUAUAUUUUACAACAUAGUAUAUUGUAAUUCUUUUUAUUGUUACUAUAGUAACACCCGCCUAAGCAGGUUCAAAUAUAACUGCCGUUUUCAUUUGGCACGACUAAGCACAAGAGGAUAGUAUAUUGUAAUUCUUUUAGCAACACCCGCCUAAGCAGGUUCAAAUAUAACUGCCGUUUUCAUUUAGCACGACUAAGCACAAGAGGAUAGUAAAAUUAAUUUAAAAAUUACUUUAGCAAAAUUUAUUAUAUAAAAUAAGAUAAAUUGUAUCUUUUAAUUCUCAUAUAGGUAAUUACUAUAUUAUAACUAGUAUCAAUAGGCUGUAAGAAAAGCCUGGAAAAGGAAUAAAAACAGACUGACCCAAUAAAUACCAAAGCUGUGUACUGUCUGGCUGCUUUGCAUUUUCACGCCAUCAGCAUACUGGAGAUAUUCAGAUAAGGGACAAUCACUAAAUUCCUGGCCAAUGUUGAUAAAAUAUUGGAAAACCCUAGCACACUGACAAUAAAUUGUGAAACAUUAAAAGUGUAAAUAGACAUUUAACAUUUCGCAUUACUUAAGGCAUUACUGAUUCUUUAAAUUGUAUUAAUCUUAAACUGUUGUAGGGACAAAGUAAUUCUUAAUUAUGUAUCUAUGUGAGCAAGUCUUUUUCAUCGAAGAGAGAUUAUUGGCAUUUCUUAUUGCCAAAUUUGUGACUUGACAUGGGUUAAGCUAAUUGACAGGCUUGCUUUGUGGAGGCCAAAGUGUUAGUGCUAUAAUUUACUGCUAAUAUAUCGCUUCUACAAUCAUUUGAUUUAUAUGUGCUCUCCUGCUCACUAAAAAAAUAAAAAAUAAAAGUGAUGUAAAGGAGAGGUCAGACCACUGAUACUUAAUACUUUUGAUUUUGCUUAAUUACUCCCAUAAUUACGCCGAGUAGAAAGGGAUCCCUCAGCUUCUCUCUAUAGUAGUGCACAUAAACAGAUUUCCACAUGGUCCUAGAAAUGAUCUGGACAAACAAAUGUUAUAAUCUCCAGUCCACGGGCGCCCAAACUUUUCCAAUGAAAAAUAAGGACUGGGCAUAGGGUCUAGGGCAGGUAUUGGAUUAAAACACAAUGGUUCAGCUCUAUGUGAGCCUUUAUCAAAAUCUUGAUAAAGGCUCACACUAAGCCAAGAUAUGUGCUUUGAUCCAAUAGACCUGCAUUGGACCUUAUACCAAUGCCCAGUCCUUGCUUUUUGGUCUUCCACUAGAAACGAUCAGGACAUCAUCAUUAAUUAAGAGUAUCUUAAUUGCUGACUGCUGAAUAAUCCGUUCCAAAAAUCCAAACUCUCUAAAUCUUGGCAUUUAACAACCCGCUGAUGCAAAAGUUUCGUCUUUUUGGGACUGACCUUUCAGUUUAUUAAUAUAAAUUAUUAUUUUUUUUUUAAUCCACUUCAAUUCACAUUUGAGUGUUCUGUCCAGGUUUUUGCCUCUGUGUGUAGCUUUUUAAGGGGAACUUUUAAAACUUUUCUAUUUCACUGUCUGCUUUAGUGGUACUUGUAUAAUAUAUUAAUAUUGGAGGUAUUUGGCUACUUUUAUUAGAGGUCCCUGGUUGGAAAGUCAGAAGUAUGAUAAGGUACCCUUAACGUGUGUGAUGUUGUACAUAUCCUGAUUUAAUUUCAUCUCACAGCUGAUUACAUCAGAACUGCAUUAUUUUAAUACAAAAAGAUCAAAACUAAUUGAGAUGUUUGAAUCUGUGUUGCAGGCGUGCUGAUUUUUCGAAGGAUCAAUAUUGAAUUAUGGCAUGUGUAACAGUAAUGGAAAAAAAACUUUUUUGUUUUUUCCGCAGGAGAUACACUUGCAUCUCGAGUUGCUGCUUCACAGCUCACUUGCCUUGGUUGUCCAGAGUUAAUUGCUAAAAGCAGACAAGACUACGAGGAUAUAGCUGUGAAAUUGGGCACAGACUUGGAAUAGUAAGUAUUUUUAAUGUCAGACAAAUAUUUUGUAUGUUUUGUGGAAAACUGUCAAGCUCUGCUUUCCUGCUUCAUAUGUCGUCUUAUGGGAGCUUAUGUUGCUUGUUUAAGAGUUUAGCACAGCGCUUCAACAAUGUGUUUAUGCACAAAUGUAUAUUUAGAAUAGUCUAGUCUUAUUGUAAGGAAAGGAAACUUGUGUAGUUGUGCUACAUCAAGCAUCUCAUGAUCGUGUCGGCUAAAGAAUUCUGGGCAAUGAACUUUGUAUUUCGGCAGCAGCAAGGGGUGUCUUUUUAGCCACCUGUAGAUCAAAGCAGUGUGUUCACAACCUACAGAUCGGUUUUAUUAAUACUUGUAAUUUAUUUUAUAGCCUAAAAAAGAUCCGUGCUAAAGUGUGGAAGCAAAGAAUAUCCAGUCCUCUCUUCAAUACUAAGCAGUACACAAUGGAUUUGGAGCGAUUAUAUCUGCAAAUGUGGGAGCAUUAUGCUGCUGGAAAUAAACUGGACCAUCUCCUCAAGCCGAUUGAAAAUACAGAGUCUGCUUAACUUUGUUUUAUGAUGUAACCUUGGAGAUUGUUUGAAACACAAUACCAGAGGACUGGAAUGCACAGUCGAGCCUGCCAAUCUGUGCCACAGAAGGAAAAGAUUUGAAUAUCUGUUGAUAUUUAGACAUUUUAGUUGCUCUCUCUAAAUUUGUGUUCCUCUUGGUAAACCUACAGGGAAUCUUUCAAAUUGCCAUCCAGUUUAGACAUCAUGGGCAGACAUUUAUUUUUUAUUUUUUUUCAUGUCAAUUUUAGUCUUGUCUUGCAGUAUACAUAUUUGAAAUUUCAGGCUUUUAAACAUACACAUUCAUGUUUGUGUCUGCUAGCUGAUACCUUUAUUCACAGCUUGAAUCUUAGCUAACCGUGCUUAUUUGAAAGAUUAAAAAGAAAAAAUAAUCACACGGCAUCAUUAAUGGUGUUCUAGUCCUUUUAUAGGUUUUAUAAACCACUUGUAGCCUUUUUAUGUCUGGCGUCUGUUUACAAGCAGCUCUGUAUGUAUGCUUUUGGUAUAGAUGAUGAAAAGUCUUUGAGGGAAAAAUGUUUUUGGUUUUUUUGCAAAUAUUUUAUUUAAAUUUUCUAAGUCAACCCAUCUUCAAACAAAUAUCCUGUUUCCAAAAAACAAACUCAAAUAAACAUGCUACAAAUAUACGUUUAGCAACAGUCAGACCUGUGCAAACAGCAAAGUGUUUAGUGGUUCAUGUGUUUGAGGAGCUAAGGCAGGCUUGUGUGUGUGUAGUAGAUUCAAGUGUUUCAUUUAUAAAUUGUCAUAAAAAAAAAAAAUGUUCAGAGGAAGCAUAUACUUUUGUGUGUGUGGUUUGUUUUUGUAUUGUUUUUUCCCUCCUGUGGAUGCUUCAUGCAUUUGAGUGAAAAAUGAGCAUGUGCUUGAACAGGUUAGUUAUAAUUAAAUAAUGCACCUGCACAUUGCAUUGCCUGUUGAUUUAAUAAACCUUAUGUUGACUUUGUAGGGUUUUUUUUUUCCUGUUCAUAAUUGUUUUCUUUCAAAUGUAUGAAUUUUAUUUUUUUUGUUCAGUAAAAUUUUCAGGUGGAAUAUAUAAUUGUUUCAGUUUAUUUUUUGUCGUCGUUUUUGUGUUCCCUGCUUUGGUGUUUUAGGAAUUAGAAUAAAUGUUUUUUUUUUUUUUUUUUACCUUUUUGUGUGCACAUGAAGGCUAGUCCUAAAAAGGUUGAUUUGAAAUUAUCCAGAACAAUUGAGGCAGUGCUACAGGGGUAGCAAUUUGAAGAAUUAUCACUUCUACCAGUUAGGGCAAGACUUGUUGGUGU
This is a messenger RNA of Pelobates cultripes (western spadefoot toad), 33152 nucleotides long. NCBI's taxonomy places the organism in Eukaryota, Metazoa, Chordata, Amphibia, Anura, Pelobatidae. The record is from the annotation of a GenBank genome assembly.